Triplophysa dalaica is the source of this 6275-nucleotide messenger RNA. It is a transcript of the gene st3gal2, whose product is annotated as ST3 beta-galactoside alpha-2,3-sialyltransferase 2. Gene Ontology annotation, molecular function: beta-galactoside (CMP) alpha-2,3-sialyltransferase activity. The record is from RefSeq and is a predicted model, not a curated record. NCBI's taxonomy places the organism in Eukaryota, Metazoa, Chordata, Actinopteri, Cypriniformes, Nemacheilidae. Bases 1519 to 2712 code for a protein of 397 amino acids. The transcript is spliced from 7 exons.
CUCUCGAGAUUCAGCACGGUAUUCUGUACACACAGGGAGUACAUGCAGCAUUGUGAAAAAUUCGUUGUUGCACGUUAUUCAAGGGCUUAGAUACGCAAUAUAACGGACAGUAAUCCAUAACCCGACUGCACAUCUGCAUCAGGGCACUAUCGGGACGCUGCAAACGACCACCGAGAAUUCAUGUGAAUAACCAUAUAAUAGCUGAAUACUCUUCGUUUAGUGCAAGCUCUACAUCUUUCUGCAGAGAUUUACAUUACAGCAAGAAGGUCACCCUGAAGCAAUACGUGCAGGUGUAGAAAAACCAGGAGCUGAAUUUCAUCAUGACUCUCAUCCUGAUGUGCCACACCUACUUGAACUGAAGGGGUUUCUUUGGCAGCAAGCAGGCAGAGAUAAAGCUCACACAGGUAGACCAACAGCACCCUCCCAGAGAUUUUAGAUUUGGAGAUUACGAGACAACAGCAGGACAGGACACAUUGGCUUGUGGAAAACCGAGUUCCACACCUCACCAAUUCGGUUAAGAGCUGUGUUCAGGGAAAUUGGCAAGUACUGUGAUCCGCACACACUUGGUGGCUCACACGCUCCCUCUCAACAUUGUUGUGCAGUUGCGCCGUUGGAAGCAAAUGGAAUGGAGUGACAUUUUUGGCUUUAUUUUAAUGCAGGUCAGAUUGCCCUGAUCCUUUUGUGCUUAACUCAUUUUUUUAAAUGAUCUAUUUUGCUGAAUUUUCCUCCAAGAUUUUUAUUUAGUUUUUUUCAUUUUACAGCAGUUUUGUGACACCUUUCCAAGAACAGACAUACGAAUGUGCUCCUCAAUCUUUCUCUUGUGAUGACCUUCCAUUGAAAACGCUGUUGUGGACAAAGGUGCAUGAGCAGUGGUCCAGAUUCCAACAGGAUACGCAAAUAUAUUACACAACAUUAAAGAAAAGAUGUUGGAGAAUGUAAAUGAAAGUCCAAAAUGUCUAUAAGUGCAGUGCACUUUAGGUUUUUGAGGAAACAACACCCUUUUCCUCCAGUGACCGCAGAGGUUCAUCUCGAGUAGACGAAGCACAGACGCAGACAAACAGCAUUACAGAGUCGCACUCAGACAAACCUCGACUCCUACUGGGCCGUUAUGGAACAGACAUGGAUGACAGCCGCGCUGGUCUAGCACUGAGAUGUCAAAACCACAGAGGGGGCUAUUUCUCCAGCUGUCAUCGCAGGGAGAAUAGAGCACUUCACAGGGACGCCUACGAGUACACAGAUUUUUAGAGACAACAGACUGGUUUGUGUUUAAACUGUGACUGUGCUGACAGUUUCAAGGGCAGGAAAGAGAGAACUGGAGGAGAUUCUGUAGCGUAGUAAGAGGAGAGCCACAGCAGGUGACAGACGGAGUGAUCAACACUGAGCUUUCAGACGUGCAAUUUUGAAAGAGUCGUCCGUAUUUUUUUGCUUAAAAACCCUAUAUUGCUCAGUACACUGAAUAGUUUCCAGUGUAGGCUGGACACGGUGGCAGGGGCCGGUUCAUGGCAGUGGGGCAGGCGCAUGCCGUCUGUGCCUCCACAGCGAGAGGGACGCUUGGGCUUCGGCUGGGGAUGGGCAGCAUGGGCACGGACUCAGAAGGCGGGGGAGUUGAGACCCUGGGUACCCGUCGGAGCUGGGGCUACAGCCACAGGCUCGGGGGGCAUGCGAUGCUCCCUGCGUGUCUGUGUGGUGUUGGGCUCCCUGGCUCUUCUCUUCCUCACCUCGCUUUUCUUCUCAUUCUCACUGAGAGGAGCCGGACUGUCUUACCUGGAACCUUCGGGAUGGGAAGAGUCACGCAGGGUAAAGCUAGUGCCCAGCUAUGCCGGUUCCCACCGGGCGGCCCCUGCGGAGACAGCCCAACAGAAGACAUGUGCCUGUGCUCGGUGCGUGGGCGACCCUGGCGUCUCCGAUUGGUUCGAUGAGAACUAUGACCCGGACAUAUCUCCCGUUUGGACACGUGACAACAUUCAGCUGCCUUCGGAUGUGUACUACUGGUGGGUGAUGCUGCAGCCUCAGUUCAAACCCCAUAAUAUUAAGCAAGUUCUGCAGAGGCUGUUCCAGGUUAUUCCAGGACGUUCCCCUUAUGGUUCGUGGGACCCUGCGCGCUGUCUUCGCUGUGCUGUGGUCGGAAACUCGGGCAACCUACGUGGGGCAAGUUAUGGUUCAGUAAUUGAUGACCAUAAUUUCAUCAUGAGGAUUAACCUGGCUCCCACGGUCGGCUAUGAAGAGGAUGCAGGCAGUCGAACGACACACCACUUCAUGUACCCAGAGAGUGCCAAAAACCUGGCGGCCAACGUCAGCUUUGUGCUGGUGCCCUUCAAAACUCUUGACUUAUUGUGGAUCACAAGCGCCCUCUCCACCGGACAGAUCCGCUUUACGUAUGCUCCAGUAAAGCAGUUUCUCCGUGUUGACAAAGAUAAGGUUCAGAUCUUCAACCCAGCUUUCUUUAAAUACAUCCAUGACCGCUGGACACGACACCAUGGCCGCUACCCUUCCACCGGGAUGCUCGUUUUAUUCUUCGCUCUACAUGUGUGUGAUGAGGUGAAUGUAUUUGGUUUCGGAGGAGACAACCGAGGAAAUUGGCACCACUAUUGGGAGCAGAACCGCUAUUCUGGAGAGUUUCGUAAAACCGGUGUCCACGAUGCAGAUUAUGAAGCCCAGAUCAUCGACAAGCUGGCCAAGGCUGGCAAGAUCGCAGUAUUUCCUGGAAAGUGAAUCUGUGCACCAGGUGCAACCGAAUUGACCUAGAGAUCAACAAAACCACCCAUUAUCUACUUGACACACUUUUUGUGCCUGUUAAAAGUGAUCAAGAAGAAAUGUUUCAUGAUCUUAUUACCAUUCUAGGGUGUCCUGAUUGGACGGGUUUCUGGGCAGCACUUCCCCGCAAUGUGGUGGUUUUGAGAGGAGACGCUAUCAGCUGUUCCUUUCAGGCCUACUUCAACCAGGAAAAGGAACUUGUUUAGUAGCGAGGGAUGCCGAAAUCUUCUUACCACUAGAGCAUGUUAGGUCAAUGUGCUGGGAAUGGAAAUAACUCAUAUUUAGGACAUUUUGUUAAAUGAAUUAAAAUGCGUCUGAAUGUGAGUCAGCUUUUGCUCCGCCUGUCUCCGGCUUGUCCUCAUGUUAUGGCCAGGUCGAUGGGCUAAAGCAACAAUGCCGCAGUGUAUCGUAAGACUGUAGGGCCCGGUUUCAAAGACAAGGCUUAAGACAGGUCUCAGACUAAACUGAAAAUAACAUACCCUGACAUACACUCACCUAAAGGAUUAUUAGGAACACCUGUUCAAUUUCUCAUUAAUGCAAUUAUGGUGGUGGUGUAAUGGUGUGGGGGAUGUUUUCUUGGCACACUUCAGGCCCCUUAGUGCAAAUUGGGCAUCGUUUAAAUGCCACGGCCUACCUGAGCAUUGUUUCUGACCAUGUCCAUCCCUUUAUGACCACCAUGUACCCAUCCUCUGAUGGCUACUUCCAGCAGGAUAAUGAACCAUAUCACAAAGCUCGACUCAUUUCAAAUUGGUUUCUUGAACAUGACAAUGAGUUCACUGUACUAAAAUGGCCCCCACAGUCACCAGAUCUCAACCCAAUAGAGCAUCUUUGGGAUCUGUUGGAACGGGAGCUUCAUGCAUCCCACAAAUCUCCAUCAACUGCAAGAUGCUAUCCUAUCAAUAUGGGCCAACAUUUCUAAAGAAUGCUUUCAGCACCUUGUUGAAUCAAUGCCACGUAGAAUUAAGGCAGUUCUGAAGGCGAAAGAGGGUCAAACACAGUAUUAGUAUGGUGUUCCUAAUAAUCCUUUAGGUGAGUGUAUCUUAUAGUAUGUCAGCGCAUUGUUUUGUCUCGAAACACAUAAGUUAUGUUUUUUUGGUAUAAAAGAGACUUAAAUUUUCAAAUUUAGCUAAGGCCUGGCCUAGGCUAAACCUCGUCUGUGAAACCAGACCUAGACAUACCACGUGAUUCAUUAAGUUUGGACUUAUUGGGUUGUUUCACUAUGAUGUAUAAGUAUAGGCUACAGCAGUAAAAUUCUGUUCAAGGCGCAUGUGUUGUGUAACGUUUACGCAUUCCUACUGUUAAACCGAGCCUUUUGCUUUAGUAUUCUUUUAAGGUAUGCUAGUGUUUAUAAAGCAUUCGACAGCUUGCCAUGACCCCGCAUCACUGUGCUCACAGCAAUGUGUAUUUGUUUAUUUACUUUUUGUGAAUUAGUUGCAUACCGAUUGGCUUAUUAAAGAGGAGCAAAGUUUGCUAAAGGAGAAAUUUAAGUGCAUUGAAACUACUGAUGCUGUCUAAUGUGAAUAUAUGUGGCAUACCCUUAAAAACAUUCAAAACAACAUUAAUAAAGCUGUGGUACUGUAAGUGUUCCAAAGAUGCAACGUCCACGCUUUAGACAAACUUAACUAUGUAAUGUGCUGCAACCAUGGGUCUAGUGAUGGGAAUGAAAUGGGGUUCAUAUGCCAAAGGCAUUGAAUGUGGAAGUGAAACAUAAGCUGCCAGAUGUUGUGAUCACGUUAACUAUGUUUGAACAAAUUCAUGGAUACACUUUUCCUGUUGUAUUUGAACUCUAGUCUUACUGCUUUUUAGGCAUCAAGGAAAUUCCCAUUUCUACUCCAAGGUUUUGGAUUCUCUUGUAUAAUUUAUUACCUAUAAAAAUGUUGCAGACAAUACGAAGAGCAAGCAGAAACCAUGACUUCUAUGCUUCGGCCUAGUCUUAGUUUUCACAUUCAGGUCCAGGUUUUUUCCCAAAUGUAGACAUAUCAGCUAUUUCAGUGUGUAAAUUCAAACACACACACGCUUGGGUGCCUUGUCCAUGCUUUUGGACGCAGUCUCUCUCCGGAGCAUAGUUAACCUCAUAACUUACAUUAAAGCUGGUGUUUCGUUUUUCAUUUUACAGAGCAUUUAUCGACACAAAUCUGAGCUCUAAAAUAGGUCCACCCACCAGAUGUUCUCCUCCCACACAUGCUCUGGGAACAUUCACAGCAUCUUCUGCACGCCACCAUCUUACCCCGUCCUCCGUUUUACUUUGUGCCGAGUGCUGUGCCUUCACAUUCAGGGAGGGAAAAGCUCUCUCACCUGAAAAGAAACAUCUCCCUUCUAUUUUAAAGCUACUUACCUGCAUUUGGUGUUGCUACUGAAGUCUCCUGGAGGAUUAGUAAAUCGUUUUAGGACGUUAGUAAAACCUGUGCCACAUGAUCGCACAGGUGGCGGAUAGUAUUCCAGUUUUUUAUACAUUGCCAAUAACAUGUAAUUGUCUUUUGUGGAUAAACACUAGAUAAAGCACCUGCAGUGGCUUUAUUAUAUCUGUGAGGGGUUACUAUUGGGGGUUUUCUCAAAUUUAUAGAAUAGCUGCACUCAUACCACUAGAUUAUUCCUUUGGGAAAAUUGAGACGUGCAGUUUGUCACCAAAGAGUUUUAUCCCAUUCAUAGUGUUUUUGUUGUAGGUAUUUAUGUAUUUCUCUUAAAAUCUGCAUAAAGGAAAUAAAUUGGAUACUGAUGUUCUUUAGACCGUUAUGUAUGAAAAGGCUCUCAAUGAAUGUCUCUUAGCAGUGUUAGUCAUAGAUAAUGCUAGUUGGGUGGGAGGUUUCUGGAUUCUGUGCCACUUGCUGUUCUGAAACCGAUAUUUCGACAGACUGCCCUUUUCUCUCCAGUGUUCUCACCAUCAAGUUAUCUGUCUUCAUGAAUCAUAGAGAAACGAUUUUUGUCAGACUGUAGGCUUAAUGCUUGCAGGGUUAGAGGAAUGUAGUGUGAGGUUGUGGCAUUGAAUGAGAAGAACACUACCAUGCCAGAAACACCUAAAUGUGUCACUGUUUUCUGUUGCUCUUUAUUUUCUGUCAUAGAACAUAGAAAUUGUUUUGACUAAGAGAAACAAUUAAGGAUUUUGAAAUUUAACAACGCUAAAAAUUGAGGAAGAAAUGACAGAACCUCCAAUAAAAUGGCAGUGAAGGGUACAAAGUAAGUACAUAGGAUAUUUUCAGUAUAGUAGAACUGAUUCCUCUAUCAACUUUAUUGAUCUUGAAUCGUGUUCUUUGUGUGACAGAACCUUUAGUCUAAUGCAGACUGUACAUAUCCUCACUGUGCCACUGUGUUUGUGCUCAUUAACUUCUCAUUAGUGUUGGUUGUGACUUGAGUCAGUGCUCUUUCUUUUCACCUCAGUCUCUGUGUAACUAUCGACUGUUUUUAAUCUUUAUGCUACUGUCAAAAAAUAAAUUGUUAAAAGGUUUGUCCCUUUGUGUGAUGUCUCGACUACUGUAUACAAGUGAAUAACUUUUGCUUAUGAUAAAUAAAGCCAUUAUAUUUUA